Messenger RNA from Bombina bombina (fire-bellied toad), 3004 nucleotides. RefSeq names its product lipase I (gene LIPI). The record is from RefSeq and is a predicted model, not a curated record. NCBI's taxonomy places the organism in Eukaryota, Metazoa, Chordata, Amphibia, Anura, Bombinatoridae. The coding region runs from base 119 to 1495 and encodes 458 amino acids. Gene Ontology annotation, molecular function: lipase activity; carboxylic ester hydrolase activity. Gene Ontology annotation, biological process: lipid metabolic process. The transcript is spliced from 10 exons.
GCUUGUCACAACAUUCACUAUUCCCAGUACAGUGAAGGGGGAUACUGUACCUACAGCUGAAAUUCAAGUAACAGCAGAAAAUUCAUGUUGGCUUUGAGAAGAACUUGUUCUAAUCCUAAUGAAGUGUGGGUUGGAGUUGUUUUUGUUAACUCUCUGCUGCAUAUCCUGGGUAAAAGCUGACACAGAGGAAGAAUGCCAUGAAUUUACUGACCUCAACAUCCACAAUUCAAUUGUUGGAACUGGCUUAGAGGUGCAGUUGCUUCUUUAUACAAGGGAAAAUGCGGACUGUGCUGGAAACUUAAAUAAAGAAAACUCGUCAGCUUUUAAUUACCUGAAUGUAACCAAGAAAACUAUUUUUAUCAUCCAUGGAUAUCGUCCAACAGGAUCUCCACCAGUGUGGCUAAAAGAAAUAGUGCAAAAAUUACUCUCCAUCGAAGAUGCAAACAUCAUAUUAGUAGACUGGAACCGUGGGGCAACAACAGUAUUAUACCAUGUUGCUGCUGGCAAAUCUAAGAAGGUUGCACAAAUACUGAAAAAUCUCAUUGACUACAUGCUGAUGAAUGGAGCAUCUCUUGAUUCUAUUUAUAUGAUUGGAGUCAGUCUUGGUGCACACAUUUCAGGGUUUGUUGGAAAAAUGUAUAAUGGAGCAAUUGGACGAAUUACAGGUCUUGAUCCCGCAGGACCAUUAUAUAAUGGGAACUCACCUGAAGAGAGAUUACAUCAUACGGAUGCACAGUUUGUUGAUGUUAUUCAUUCAGAUAUUGAUGCUCUUGGCUACAGAGAAUCUUUAGGACACAUUGAUUUUUAUCCAAAUGGAGGAAUUGAUCAACCUGGUUGUCCUCAGACUAUUUUAUCUGGAUCGGAAUAUUUUAAGUGUGAUCACCAGAGAUCAGUAUUUUUGUACCUGUCUUCAAUACAUGGGAGUUGUAACAUUGAAACAUUUCCCUGUACAAGUUACAAGGAUUAUAGUAUAGGAAAAUGUACCAAUUGCAAUGAGUUUUUACCCUUGAAAUGCCCAACUUUAGGUUUUUAUGCUGAUAAGUGGAAAGAUCAUCUUGUCGCAAAGAAUCCUCCAGGGACAAAGGCUUUUUUCGCAACUGCUACGAGAAAACCAUUCUGCAUAUUUCAUUAUUAUUUGGAUUUUCUUACAUGGAGUAGUAAAACAAGACGGGGAUAUAUUAACAUUAAGCUGAUGUCUGAAGAUGGGAACAUAACAGAAUCAAACCUAUCUCAGGAUGUAGCAACGUUUGAACAAUAUAAUGAAGAAACUCUCCUUGCUAAAUUUGAUGAAGACUUUGACAAAAUAUCAAGAGUUUUUGUGACAUUUACAACAGGAAGUGUUAUUGGUCCCAAAUAUAAACUACGAGUUUUGAGAAUGAGACUGAGACCAUUUACAAAUCCGGAUAGACCAACAUUGUGCCGAUAUGAUUUCGUGUUACUUGAAAAUAUUGAAACAGAGUUUUAUCCAGUCCCGUGCCAGCCCAGUAACAUGUAGAAGAGAUAUGAAGGCUCUUCACAAAUAGAACAGUAUGAAAUGUCAUGUUUGAUUAGAAUCCUGGUCUACAAUUGUAAUACUGUCAAUAUGAAAUGGACAUUAUGGUAGAAAUGGAAAAUAAAGGGACUAUAUAUUACUGUAAAUGACUGGGCUUAUUUAUCAAAGGUGAUUAUAAAUGUAAUAUUAAAGGGAUACUAAACACAAUUUGUUUCUUUAAUGAUUCAAAUAGAGCAUGCAAUUUUAACCAACUUUCUAAUUUACUCCUAUUAUCAAAUUUUCUUCGUUCUCUUGCUAGCUUUAAUUAAAAAGCAGGAAUGUAAAGCUUAGGAGGCCAUUUUUGGUUCAGAACCUGGGUUACGCUUGCUUAUUGGGGGCUAAAUGAAGUCACCAAUAAGCAAGCGCUAUACAGGGUGCUGAACCUAAAAUGGGCUGGCCACUAAGCUUUGCAUUCCAGCUUUUUAAAUUAAGAUAGCAAGAGAAUGAAGAAAACUUGAUAAUAGGAGUAAAUUAGAAAGUUCCUUUAAAUUGUUUGCUCUAUCUGAAUCAUGAAAGAAACAAAAUUUGGGUUUAGUAUCCCUUUAAAUACAUUUGUUGGAGAAUAAUAAGCAUAAAGUUUAAAAUAUUACUGCUUCUUGUUAAGAAGCUCUAUUGGAUAUCAACAUAAGAUAUACAAUAUAAAAACACACAGGAGGAAUGUACAAUUGUGAAAAAUAUAGCCCUUUAUAUGAGCCAAUAUUAUAUAUUAGUAAUGUACAUUCUAAAUAUUUAAUUGUACAUAUAAUACUUUAGAGUUUGAAGGAACAGUCUGUCUUAAUUUAAAUGUAAGACUCUCUGAUUGCACUUUGUUUAUAAUGUAUGAUUCCUAUAUAGUUUAUAUUUGUAAAUCAUUUUUAUAUUGAAUCACAAGUAUUGAUUAUACUUGGCCAGUAUUCAUGAUGAAUAAAGAUUGUGUUUCUUUUCUACACACAUUUAUUAACCAAUCACUGUCUUUACCAGUCAAAGAGUUUUGAAAUUGAUGAGAAAAAAAUGGAUGUUCUCACAAUAAACGCUACAAUUACAACUGCCAUUCUAUACAGAAUUAUUUCUGCUCAAAAUCCAAUAUUAUUUCAAUGGCAUAUAUCAUUUUAUCAAUAUGUAUGUCAAAUCAUUUUGAGUUAAAUGGGAAUACAAGUAGGAUAUAUUGAUAGAGCAGUUUAUUUUUAAUUAACUGUCCAAUUUAAAUGGAAUAUGACAUUAUGUUAAUGAUGAGCGUAAAUAAAUUAACUUGUGUGGUGCUGCUACCUGUGUAAAUACAGACAAAGCAGAUUAUUUGUCCCAAUAAAUGUAAAAUGUUGGUUACUGAAAAGAUAAACUGCUCUGUCUCUCUCUGUAUAGAAUUGUUCAAUUUGUAUGUAAUUGUAAUAAUAUCAUUUGUUACUAUAGUGUAAAUACUGCUGAAUACAAUUAUUUUUGUAUAUUUUUUUUAAAAAUUGUGGAAAUAUUUCAUUAAAUUAUUAAUAUUGAAACGUG